This is a messenger RNA of Talaromyces rugulosus, 1500 nucleotides long. RefSeq lists its product as uncharacterized. Bases 1 to 1500 code for a protein of 499 amino acids. Gene Ontology annotation, cellular component: alpha DNA polymerase:primase complex. Gene Ontology annotation, biological process: DNA replication, synthesis of primer. The record is from RefSeq and is a predicted model, not a curated record. NCBI's taxonomy places the organism in Eukaryota, Fungi, Ascomycota, Eurotiomycetes, Eurotiales, Trichocomaceae. The transcript is spliced from 3 exons.
AUGAUCCGGCAGGACUCCCACCGCAUCGACCCCAAGCGACGCGCCGUGCUCGACCCCAAAAAGAAGCAGUUCGCCGCGCCCUCGUUCAAGCAGCAGGACUACCCCCACCGUCUGAAUUUCUACGAUGUGCCUCCCACCGCCGAGAUCACGCUCGAGGAGUUUGAGCAAUGGGCAAUUGACCGCUUGAAAGUGCUCGCCGAAAUCGAAGCCUGUUCAUACCGGAACAAGUCCCCCCAGGAAACAGAGGCUCAUGUCGAGCCUCUGCUGAAAAAGUUCCUUCCUCUUGCGCCCAAUCUGUCCGCUAGCGCCGGUGUCGUCAACGAGCAGUUACGCAAUGAGCGGCAAAAGGACCAUUACUCGCAUUUCAUACUGCGACUCGCAUUCUCAACCACCGAGGACCUUCGCCGCCGCUUUGUCCGCGCCGAGACCAUGUUGUUUAGAUUCCGGUUUCAAAAGGACGACAGCAAAGAGCGCCACUUCUUUAUCGAAAGCCUGAAUCUGGACUGGGAACCCGUGAGCAAAGACGAAAAGCAAGAGCUUGCCGAUCAGCUAGCCAACUCCACCCCGGGCUUGCGACGCUUCGAUGAUGAAACUUGGUACAAGGUCGACUGGGAAAGGAUUCCAGAACUCGUUGAGCGCCGCGCAGUCUUUGUCCGCAAGGGGAAAGCCUAUGUUCCGCAAAGAGAGCAAUUGAGCAUGGUCAUUGCCGAUUUCACGAUGCGCCUAGAAAAAGCCAUGGAGUUGACAAGCCGGGCGCUACCUCGACUAGACGAAGAUGACCGCCUCACACCGAUUCUCAAUCACCUGUCUAAAAAUUUCGGAAGUGCCGAGUCUGUUUACUCCGAGGGUGAGGGCGUUGUUGAUGGUGCGCCAAUUACUGCAGCCUCCGUCGACCCGUUAUCAGCACACUUUCCUUUAUGCAUGCGCAGUCUUCACAUGACGCUUCGCAAAAACAAUCAUUUGAAACAUUUUGGCCGUCUCCAAUAUAGCCUCUUCCUCAAAGGCAUCGGACUCAGCCUAGAUGAGUGUAUUGUCUUCUGGCGCCAGUCGUUCAGAGGUUACACAGACGACGAAUUCAACUCCAAGUACAAGUAUAAUAUUCGUCACGUUUAUGGAGACGUCGGAGGCGAUGUCAAUCGUCGAGGUCGAGGCUAUCCGCCAUAUUCCUGCCAGAGAAUUCUAACGGAAAGUGCCCCAAGCACAGGCCAAACCCAUGGCUGUCCUUACCGCCAUUUCUCUGUUGACAAUCUCACGGCGCUCCUCCAGACAACUGGAGUACACGACAAGGACAUCUUGCGCGGCGUCAAGGAAGAUGUCGAGAAACAAAGAUAUCACAUCGCUUGCAACCGAGUCUUUGAAUGGGCUCAUAAGGCGGAAAUCAAAAAAGUGAAGGAAGACGGCUCAUGGAACCAGACCGAUCUCGACACGAUCGUCCACCCCAACACGUAUUUUAAACGGAGUUAUUUGCUCAAGACUGCGGGGAAACCGUCGAAAGAGUAG